Dimorphilus gyrociliatus is the source of this 698-nucleotide messenger RNA. NCBI's taxonomy places the organism in Eukaryota, Metazoa, Annelida, Polychaeta, Dinophilidae. The record is from the annotation of a GenBank genome assembly.
AACACGCGUAGAGGUUCUAUAAGAAGUAGUCCCUGAUGUUUUAACCUGCGCGGCACAUAGUAUAAACUACCAUUAACAAGGAAUAUCUAAACUUGAAUAUCGGAAGAAGUCAUAUUUGGAAUAUGUCAGCAAGUAUCGAAGUUAGUGGUGGAAGUGAGAACUCACUCACAUAUAUGCCUCUGGCCAAUGCUUCAGUUCCUGUUCAACAUGGUUCCGCAAGUGGACAAGCACAGAUCUUUCAAGUCAGUCAAAAUGCACAGUUAAUAUCAGCUAACGGCCAGCAAAUAUGCGUUUUACCCACUGGAAAUGGAAAUCAAAUCCAGUCAAACGACGCAGUUCAACAAAUUAUUGUACAAGCAAACCAAGUUAAUCAACAGCAAAUGGUCAUCCAAAAUUCGACAACAGCAAAUACUUCAAAUUCUUCAACGCUAUCUUCCGAAGUAGUUGCAGAAGAGGAACCCCUUUAUGUUAACGCCAAACAAUACAAUAGAAUUUUAAAAAGAAGACAAGCUCGUGCUAAAUUAGAAGCCGAAGGUCGUAUUCCUAAGCAGAGGAAGAAAUAUCUACACGAAUCUCGCCACAAUCACGCAAAGAAUCGUCAGCGAGGAGAGGGCGGCAGAUUUCAUACCCACGGCGGAAAAGGCAAUGAUAAAUCCGAUUCAGAAACAGUUUUACAGUUAAAGCCUGAUAGAGAGUAA